AUGAAAAUCACUACCGCUACUAUCGUAACACGAUCAUCACCACCACCAUUAACAACAACAUCAACAGUGGCACAAUUAACGACCACAACACCAACAUCAACAUUACUAAUAACAUCGAUAACAGCAUUGACAUUAACAUCAUUUAUAUCAUCGACGACAACAUUGACAGCUUCACACUCACCGACGUCAAUAUCAACAUCGACAACAACGUCAAUGACAACAACAUCGACACCGACAUUAUUAGUAACAUCAACAACAUCAGCAAUAACAACAUCAACAGCAAUAUUUACAGCAACAACGUCGACAUCAUCAUCAUCUUUACCAACAGCAUCUACGACCAUCACUCAGCAGCCAGGUAAGCUUUAG
Molecule: messenger RNA, 366 nt
Organism: Didymodactylos carnosus
Lineage: Eukaryota; Metazoa; Rotifera; Eurotatoria; Philodinida; Philodinidae
Source: the annotation of a GenBank genome assembly